This is a messenger RNA of Opisthorchis viverrini, 993 nucleotides long. RefSeq lists its product as hypothetical. The transcript is spliced from 9 exons. The record is from RefSeq and is a predicted model, not a curated record. Bases 1 to 993 code for a protein of 330 amino acids. Lineage: Eukaryota; Metazoa; Platyhelminthes; Trematoda; Opisthorchiida; Opisthorchiidae.
AUGAAAUUGAAUAUGAGACCAAAGGGCUAUACAACAAACAAUCGUUCAGCUGUAGUGCCCUUCCGAUACCUAGCUGCCAUGCCACCCGAAGGAAGCACGAGGGCUGGGAUACUGCCAGGUUGCCCAAGCCUAGACAGGGGAAAUCGAGAGGCAGAGCAACUGGAACAUGAGGCGGCCUGGUGCAGCACAUUCAGUGGCCUGGAAACAUCACAAAUGAGAGACUCAGCUGGGUUCCGGAUGAGUCUCUCUCAAAACCAGAUUUGUUUGCAAAUGAGUGUUGCUGAAAACUCCUCGACAGCCCACGGCCGUUUCGCCCUCCUUGGGGCUCAUCAGCAACUGAAACGCGAGGCGGCCUGGUGCAGCACAUUCAGUUACCUGGAAACAUCAAAUCUGAGUGAUUCAUUUGGGUUCCAGCUGGCUGGAAGACCAGUCACACUGAAUUCCAGAAUGAAGGAGAUGCACUAUCGCGUUUCCAUCACCCCAAACCAAAGAAGGUUCUUCCCAAUAAAGAAAACUACUCACAAGGUUGCUGAAAACUCUUGGACAGCUCACGACCGGUUUCGCCCUUCUUGGGGCUCUUCAGGUGGGCGCAGCCCUCGAGUUUCCGUCAACCUUAUGUUCUAUAACGGUCGUUAUUUUUUCCAUGAAUUCGCUUACCAUUUCCACCUGUCUACAGCUAACGGAGCCCCAUCGUGCACAAAGCUGAAGACGACAAGGAAACUACUCACAAGUUUGCUGAAAACUCUUCGACAGUCCACGACCGGUUUUGCCCGUCUUGCGUCUCAUCAGGUGGGCGCAGUCCCGAGUUUCCAUCAACCUUAUGUUCUACUUGAACCUAAAUUGGACUGUUUUCGACAAAUAGAACAUAAGUUAAGACAAAUGUUCGCUUGUGAUAAAAAUCGGUUCAAAAGACGUAAAAAGACUAGGUACAACCAUCAAAAAAUCAUUCAUGAAAUGAAAAUGUUUAACAGAUGUGAAAGUGUUCAGCUGUAA